Messenger RNA from Batrachochytrium dendrobatidis JAM81, 1823 nucleotides. RefSeq lists its product as uncharacterized. Bases 1 to 1632 code for a protein of 543 amino acids. The transcript has a single exon. NCBI's taxonomy places the organism in Eukaryota, Fungi, Chytridiomycota, Chytridiomycetes, Rhizophydiales. The record is from RefSeq and is a predicted model, not a curated record.
AUGCCUCUGUUUCCAGUUGCCUUUGGGCUCGGUGUGUUUGUUAUUGCAGUUGUAGGAAUUGUUACAAUAGUGAAAGUCAUUAAUGAACAAAAUAUGAUGUACAAUGACCAUCAUCACAAUCGCAAACGUAACCGCUACGACAAGCAUGAUUCUGACAAACAUCACUUUGACAGUCAUCAUCAGCAUAAUCACUCUGAAGACCAUCAGCAUAAUCACAAUUCCAACAGUCAUCAUUGUAAUGGUGAAAACUCUCAAUCCGAGCGUAUGCCUUUGACGGAAAUUAAACUAGAACACCUGUUUGGCUUGAAUGCUCAUGAUGACGAUAAGUUGAACUUGAAGACAGCUCCGAUUGUCAACGAAAGCAUGUCCACUUCAAUCCAUCAUAGCAAUGCCGACCAGGGUUUACGUCAGCGUAAACCUAUAAACAAGAAUUCUGCAGACACUCCCAUUGCUGGUACUGCACACUAUACACUUUCACACAACUCCCGUGCACCAUACUAUGACGAACCACACCCAGACCUCGUUGAUUUACUAAAUGCUCCUGUAGUCAAUGAUUCUAAUUUGGUAACUAAAUACAAUUCACCAUCCGGGCCGUUAUCCUCUGUUCCUCUGGCAUUCGAUUCCCUGCUUGUCAAUACUAUGGAUGUCGCUCCCGCGGUAUCAAUAACUGAAACUUAUUUCAAACCAAAAGUUGAUGCGAUUGUUCCAACCUCAUCUUCCCUUGUAAAAGCAUCGCUUCCCGAUUGGAUUGAUCAGGAGCGGGUCGAACUACAACGUAAAAUUGACCUACUUGCGGCUUAUGAAACAAGUCAAAAGGAACUCUUGGCCGUUGAGAAUGAAGUGCGAUCCAUCAGUCAACGUCGUCGUGAUCUUGAAAUCAAACAAACGGCAUUAAAGCAAGCCCUUUUUGGUACUACCCACUCAUCAGAUUCUAAAUCUGAAAGUGCAGAUGUCAAGGACAAUAACGCUAUACAAAAAAUUCAGGAAAACUAUGCAUCUACUGCUAUUCUUUCACCUCCUGUAGUCGCUGUAGCAAGCAUACAAGAGACUGCAGAUGCAUAUAUGGAAUCUGCUACUAAAUCGAAUGUAUUGUCUGUUGCAGAAGGUAUAGAGACUACUGCUAAUCCUUCUAAAGCAAAUUCUGUAUUUGAAGAUAUUAUUUCCAUUGCUUCUAGCAAUUCCCUUUUAAUCUCUUCUGAUUCGCAAACAGCGGGUCGUACUAAUGUUUAUACCAGCAACCACCUGACCACUACUGGCGAUCAGUUGGAUCUUAACCAAGCUUUCUGUACCGACGCAGUUUUGUUUCCCGCUCUUGCCAACGAUGCAAUCUCGAACUGUAGCCUAGCACCAUCAUAUGUCUCGGCAAAGAAUGCUGAUUUGAACCCAUUUGAAUUUCAACAUGAGAAUGACGAUUCUCAUCUCCCCAACACUUCCUUGCAUGGUUUAGUCGACAGUGAUAGCGUCCCGUCUAUCCUGGCUAUCCCCACAUACUUGGAAACCAGCAGUGAAAGCGGACAGCUUUCGCAAAGUUCGUUUGACCAUGUCCAUUCAUCUCAAGCUGCAUCUUCUGCUACAGAUGAGGCCUGGACUCGUUGUAGUGAAGAUGGCUAUUCAUAUCAUAACGAUAUGUAAUUUGAACCACAAAGGCUGUACCAGAUUUGGUAGCUGGUGUUGAAUCCUUAUCAAAAUCUCAUUGAAACCAUAGCAAGCGUGUCGCUAUUUUACCACCUUGCUCAUUUAUAAUGCGUUUCUAUUUUUCGUCUUUAUUCGUCCGACAAUGGUCUUCAUGCAAACACACUCAAAAAUAAAUUCUUUUGCAACCA